AUGUCCCAGGAAAACGUCUCAGACAAAGUUAAGAACCUCCAGAGGCAGAUAGCACAGAGUAUCAAGUUUGGCCAGAAGCCACCUUCUCUGAGGAGGAGUGAAGGAGAUGAGGACAGUUCUGAUGACGAAGAGGUUCCCCGGAGCCCUUUGAAGGUUCUGGCCCAGGUCGAAGCAGAGCCGUCAAAAGCAGAGCCGAAGUUCCAGGCGGCCCAACAAACUGCAGCACAGAGCACCCCGGUCAAGUCCCCAAGGUCCAAAAGGGUUCUUCCUCCCACCGGUACCAUUGAGUCCAUCAAUCUGGAUGCUGUCCCACAGUUUGUUCCUCGCUUAGACAACACGGCUGCCAAGCAUAAACUGUCUGUCAAACCUAAAAAUCAAAGGAUUUCCCGCAAGCACCGGCGGUUUACACAGGAACUUCAAGAAGUUUCUAUUCCUGAUGUGCUUCAAGAGGAUCUUGAGGUGGCUGGGGUCUCGACUGAUGGCCACCGUAGGGCAUCUGCUGAGGAGCCCCUAGAACAUGUUAAGAAACAACGACUGCACGAGGAGGAAUGGCAGGAAACCAGGAGGAGGAGAGAGCUGGAGGAACAGAGGCUCAGACAGGAGGAGGCAGAAAACAAAAAGAGAGCAGAAGAGCUGAGGCUCCGUGAACUAGAGAAGGAGAAGUGUCAAAAGCAACAAAAGGAGGAACAAAUGCGAAAAGAGGAAGAAAAAAGGCUUUGUGAGGAAGAACAGCGAUGGUGUCAAGAAGAGGAGAGGAGGAUUAGAGAAGAAGAAGAAGAAGAAAGGAGACAGCAAGAAGAGGAAGAGUGGGUGCGGCGAGAGGAAGAGGAGAGGAGGAUGCGAGAAGAGCAGGAGCGUCUGCAGCGGGAAGAGACAAGACAACUGGAAGAACAGAAGAGAAAAGAGGAAGAAAGAAAGAAACGAGAAGAGGAAGACUUAAGGAGGCAGGAGGCUGAGAAACAGCAUCUACUUGCAGAGCAGAAGCGGAGAGAAGAAGAAGAAAGGAAGAGAUGUCAAGAAGCCGAGAAGAGGAGGCUGCAGGAGAUGGAGGAAAAGAAGAAAAUGGAAGAAGAAAGAAACAGAAAGGAGCUGGAAGAGGAGAGGAGGCUAUCGUUCGAGCGCUCUGAUGGCAGCCCAAACCUCGACGAGAGGAAGAGAAAAGCUGAGGAGCUGCGCUGGAAAGAGAUGGAAGAGCGACAGAGGCCCUUCACUUUUAAAGUUUCCUCUGGAGAAAAACAAAUUUUGUUCCAGAAGGUCAACCUGACACCCGUCACACCAGCCUCCAGCCACCAGACUGUAGGUGUAGCUGAAGAACGAGAAGCUUCCUCUUCAGAAGGUCCAGAUUCCCCUAACCUCCCAACAUCUCCAUAUGUCCCCCAUACAGCAAUCCUUGUGACGGGGGCCCAGCUCUGUGGGACUGCGGUCAACUUGGACCAAAUCAAAGACACUGCCUGCAAAUCUCUUCUUGGUUUGGCAGAUGAUAGAAAGGCCCAGGGAACACCACCAAUGAAGAGCAAGACUUCACCCGACCGCAACUCUUGCAAGACAAAGUCAUUGACAGAGUUGUCACUCUCAACAGACCAGACCAGUGCAGCUGUUUUGGCAGAAUGGGCAAGUAUUAGAUCAAAGAUAUUUAAGGGAGUCGAGGAGGGGAAAUAUGAUGACUACCCAGAUCUGAACCGAAACCAGCCUGUGCCAAGCAGCGAAGACCAGGCUCCAUUUUCCCACACGAACCUCAGGAAGACCAUGUCUGCCAGCGCCAAGUUCUCAAUCACCCCUGCAAAGAAGAAAUUUACAGACUCCAACAGGAACUCAGAGGUAUUUAGUCCAGAUGAUAAGGAACCAGGAGAGGAAGUGGUUCCGUCUCCUACCUCUGUAUCUACAUCAGCAUCUGUCGGCAAACCUCAGAAUAGGAAGAGUAAAUCUGUCCGCAUCAUAGAAAGAGGCUCUGAGGAAUGUAUGUUUGCUAAAGACCUCCCCUCCUUCCUGGUUCCCAGCCCUGAAACCAAACCUGAGGGUGCUGAGUUGAAGAGCAGGACUCAUGGUGAGAUGGAGGCAGCUGGAAGCAGGGAGGAGAGUGAGGACCGAGGCCAGGACAGUGAGGAUAAACCUUCUCCUUUUGGAAUAAAGCUUAGGAGGACUAACUACUCCCUUCGCUUUCACAGCGAACAGUCCACAGAGAAAAGGAAGAAGCGAUACAGUGCUGGUGACAGCUUUGAUGGCGUCCCUUCGCCUCUCACCCCCAUCGAACCAGACUCUGAUGCUUCCUCUGUAUUUUCUGAUAAAUCCAGUCCCACGUCUCCUCAAAAAGAUAGUGUGGUUGCCAAGUACUUGCAUUCAUCCCCUUCUCGUGCCCUGCCUCAGGCCAAAACAGGUAAACCUAUGGCUCCGUCUGCACACAGCGAAGGUGACAAAGUGCUUUCCAAACCCCUCCUCUACCGAAGACCCCCCACAUCACCCAAACCUGUUGGAGCAAUUCCCACAACUCCACCCUCACCACAGCCUAAUGUGGGGCAUGGUAUUCCCAGUGAGGCCAGAAUCCAGAGAACACAAGGUUCGGAUUCAUUCACCCAGGAACAGACAAACAGUGGUGAGGAAUCUUUGACGGUGGUCCAGUUGCAUCGAAGCAGUCAUGACCCGGUCCAAGGGGAAGAAGAGCCGAAGGAGAAGAAAUCUUUCUUCCCUUCCAUCAACAUUCCCUGGAGAGAGAAGGCAGACAGAAAGGCAGAGCUCAUCAAGAGAGAAAAACCGUCCCUUCAGAGCAGGCACUCGCUAGACAGUGCCAAGGUCCAAGAUAAGGAAGCGGGGCCUUUGUGGAUCACGCUGGCACUGCAGAAGCAGAAAGGCUACAGGGAGCAGCAGCAGAGCCGAGAGGAGCGCCGUAGUCAAAGAGAGGCCAAAUUGGCUGAAAAACAAGCAAAAGAGAAAGAAAGUGUUAUGUUAAAUAGUCCCACAGACAGCAAAGGGAGUGGGAGCACGACUGUGGAGAAACCUCAGACACCAGAGGAGCCAAAAAGACCCGAUAGCCUGCUGGGACGGUUUGAACGCCGGGAACACCUGAAAAAAGCCAGCACCCUACCCAGCUCUGUUACUGUUGAAAUUUCUGACUCUACGCCAUCACCACCUGCUGUCAAAGAGGUGUCAAAACGUUUCCCCUCCAGUGACUCUUCGCAGGUGUCCACUGAGCCGGCCUGGCUGGCCCUAGCCAAGCGGAAGGCCAAAGCCUGGAGCGACUGUCCUCAGAUCAUCAAAUAACAGCCUGAGCAGCAGCCACCUGAGAUGUUACACUGCCCACCAGACUCUGACAGCAUCAACCCAUCCUCCCGAACUCCUAAUCUGACCGUUUACUCUCCGACUGUGAAACAAGAC
Thalassophryne amazonica is the source of this 3369-nucleotide messenger RNA. RefSeq names its product cancer-related regulator of actin dynamics homolog. Gene Ontology annotation, biological process: maintenance of gastrointestinal epithelium; negative regulation of barbed-end actin filament capping. The record is from RefSeq and is a predicted model, not a curated record. Lineage: Eukaryota; Metazoa; Chordata; Actinopteri; Batrachoidiformes; Batrachoididae. Bases 1 to 3255 code for a protein of 1084 amino acids. The transcript has 7 exons.